UGAGAUUUUUGAAUAGGGAAGAUGGCAGCCGUGGCAGUGGUGGAGUUUCAGAGAGCUCAGUCUCUCAUCAGCACAGACAGAAACGCUUCUAUUGACAUUUUACAUUCAAUAGUGAGACGAGAUGUCCAGGAAGAUGAUGAAGAGGCGGUUCGUGUCAAGGAGCAGAGCAUCCUGGAGUUGGGCACUCUCCUGGCGAAGACGGGACAAGCUGCAGAGCUUGGUGGCCUGCUGAAAUUUGUAAGGCCUUUCCUGAUCUCCAUAAGCAAGGCAAAGGCAGCACGGUUGGUGCGCUCUCUCCUGGAUCUAUUUCUGGACAUGGAGGCUGCCACGGGCCAGGAGGUUGAGCUGUGCCUGGAAUGCAUCGAAUGGGCUAAAGCUGAGAAAAGAACCUUCCUCAGACAAGCCCUAGAGGCUCGACUCAUUUCACUCUACUUUGACACAAUGAGAUAUCAGGAAGCCCUUCAUUUGGGUUCCCAAUUGCUACAGGAGCUGAAGAAGAUGGAUGAUAAAGCUCUGCUGGUGGAGGUUCAGCUGCUGGAGAGUAAAACCUUCCACGCUCUCAGCAACCUUCCCAAAGCCAGGGCUGCCCUCACCUCAGCCAGAACCACCGCCAAUGCCAUUUACUGUCCCCCAAAGCUCCAAGCGGCUCUUGAUAUGCAGUCAGAGGAGGUACAGGCCUUGAUCAGUGGCAAACUGGCUCUGCGAUAUGCAGGGCGACAGACCGAUGCACUGAGAUGUAUAGCACAAGCCAGCAAGAACAGAUCAUUAGCAGAUUUUGAAAAGGCCCUGACAGAGUACACUAAAGAGCUGAGGGACGACCCCAUCAUCAACACACAUUUGGCCAAGCUUUAUGACAAUUUGCUGGAACAGAAUCUCAUUCGGGUCAUUGAGCCCUUUUCCAGAGUACAGAUAACACAUAUAGCAGGCCUCAUCAAACUUUCAAAGGAUGAUGUUGAGAGGAAACUGUCACAAAUGAUCCUGGACAAAAAAUUUCAUGGCAUUCUUGACCAAGGUGAAGGAGUGCUCAUCAUAUUCGAAGAGCCCCCUGUGGACAAGACUUACGAGGCAGCUCUAGAAACCAUACAGAACAUGAGCAAAGUUGUGGAUUCACUGUACAACAAGGCUAAGAAGUUAACAUAGAGUAAGCGUCAGAGGCUGCUGCUGCGUGAAAUGGUUGUAUGCGUGUGAGUUUGCCUGUGUGUAUGUGUGUAUGGCCAACAUGUGGAACUUUUUUCUCACAGCAAAAAGGGACAACAUUGAGCAAGAUCUACUUGUUCCCCAGUUGAAAGUUUUUAAUGUUUCUUUUCUUUCAAGUGGACAAUUUCAUCUUUCUGAUCCUCUGAAUUUUUGUUCUUCUCUGUAUCUCUCAACGGCCAACACAGGCCAUCAGGGAAUGUUGUACAACUACAAUAAAAUCCUAAAAUGUCAUAUAGAACUGUAUAGCUCUUCUACAUUGAAAGUUUUUUAAUUACAGCAACUUUGUGAUACAGACUCUUGGGUUUCGGUUAUCUGCGGUUCAUCGGUUGUUUGCAGUAGUGCAUAUCUUUUUCCUUUUUUCUUCAUUUUAUGGAUGCACAUUCUAAAUGAUUGUUAAUAGAUGAGAGAUUCAAAAGAACUUGGCUGUAAGGAAGAGGCUCUGUAAUAAGCACAGUUGCCAAUCAUAUUACCACACACACUAGAAAAUUAUUUUCUAAGUUCGUACGAUCGAGUAUUGUUUUCCGUUUACUUUUUGCAUUAUACCGUCUUUACAGUUUUGUAUUUACAGUGUACUGUUUGCCAAGUAGGGUGGUUAUAUUAAACGGCCCAAUCCUACAAAGGUUUUAGUCCUCUUUGAUUAAAAUAACCUUUUCCCCAACACACAUUUAUGUCUGCACUGAAGUUUAUUCUUUUUUGUUCAUUUGUUUGUUGUUUUUUCUGAUCUUUUCAGAUCAGUAUCUCAAUGCAAACUCCAUUUCUAGUUUGCCGGCAGUAGACUAUUGUAUAAGUUAAAUACCAUCAAUAUUGUUUUAAAAUUCAAUGUUUUGUA
Molecule: messenger RNA, 2026 nt
Organism: Sinocyclocheilus rhinocerous
Lineage: Eukaryota; Metazoa; Chordata; Actinopteri; Cypriniformes; Cyprinidae
Product: 26S proteasome non-ATPase regulatory subunit 11B-like
Exons: 12
Coding region: 22-1140 (372 amino acids)
Source: RefSeq, a predicted model, not a curated record